AUGACAGAAACAACAAGUGUAUCAGGAACAUUAACUCGUACUGCAAAACCUCUUGAUACAGUACAUCCUUAUUAUUUUAAUUCCUUUCAAAAUUAUUGUUGUGGCCCAAAAGCUAAAUCAGCAUCAUCACCAACAAAUAAAGAAGUUUUACCUAUUCCAGAAAGAUAUAAACAACAAACAGAUCAAAUAUUAAAUGUUAUCAAUCAAAUUCUUGUUGAACAUCUUUCAGAACUAACACAAUUUACAAGUGUUUUACCACAUGAAUUCUUUGCACAAGAUUCUAUGGCGGAUUAUCAACGAUAUUUAAUUGAUCGUACAAUGUUGAAAAUGAUGAAUGAAACUCGAGUUAUUAAUUGGAUGCCAUCAUUAAAAAAACUCUAUCCAGUUCGAACAUCAGGCAAUGGUAAUUGUCUUCUUCAUGCUGUACUUAUUGCUAUGGUUGGUGUACAUGAUUUUAAUUUAUAUUUACGUGAUCGACUUCUUCAAUUUAUGGAUAAAAAUAAAGCUGUACUUAAAGAAAGUUGGAAAACUGAACGAUUAAAAACUGAUAAAAUGUAUGGUAUACAAUCUGAAGAUUCCAAACUUGAUACUGAAUGGGAAGAAUUAUGUGAACUUGUUCGAUAUGAAAGUUCAGAUGAUGGACAAACAGCAUCAAAUUUACAAUUUCUUGAAGCUGUACAUAUUUUUUCUAUAUCAAAUAUGCUUGCACGACCAAUUAUUGUUUUAUCUGAAGAUGUUGUACGAAAUAAACAUGGUGAAGCUAUAUCAUAUAAUGAUUUAUUUGGUAUUUAUUUACCUAUACUUUCAAAACUAAAAGAUUGUGUUCCUAUACCAAUUGUAUUAGCAUAUGAUCAAUCACAUUUUUGUCCAUUACAAACAAAUGAUUUAAAUACAGGAUCAAAAUCUGAUAAUUUUCUUCCACUUUAUCAAUCACUUGAACAUGCACGAAGUCAAACUUUAUUACCAAUACGAUUUUUAGGUAGUGAUAAUAGUUUUGAACAAAAUUAUAAAUUACUUCAAAAUUAUUUACGUAUUAAAAAAUUAUCUUAUUAUCCUGAUACAAAUGGUACACCAUUAUAUAUUCUAUGUGUUGAAUUAGGUAAUAAAACAUUUCCAGAGAAAGAUAAUUUUUUUCUUCUUUAUUGUAAAUAUAUAAUGGAUUUUUUUGAUAUGCAAAAGAAAAAAAUACAAGAAGAAGAAGAAAAACGAAGACAUGAACAAGAAUAUUCUUUUUCUAAUCAAUCAUCAUAUGAUACUGCUCAACGAGCAUUAAUGAAUAGAGAUAAUUCAUCUACACCACCACCACCAUAUUCAUCAAUAUCAACUAGAUUAUAUGAUUAUAAAACUACUCCUAGUUAUGAACGACGAUCAUCAUAUGAUCAAGCUGUAGCUAAUGGAACAACAUAUGUAUUAUCGAAUGAUAGUAAUCGUUCUAUUAAUCAAUAUUCAGAACAACAACAACAACAACAACAGCAACAACAAUUACAAAAACCACAAAAUCACGUACAAAUAAUGCAACGUAGUCCAGUAAUUCAUGAUAAUCAUUAUAUUAAUGGAAAACAAUUACAACCUAAAAGUGAAUGGGAAUUGAAUGGUGAUGAUUUGAUAUCUAAUGGUAAAAAUAUAAGCAAUAGUAAUAAUAAUCCACGAGGAAAUGAUUCAAAAUUGAAACAAGAACAACAAUAUCAAACUCUUAUUCGAAUUCCUGUCAAUGUUGUAAAACAAACCUCAUCACCAACAAAUUUGAUCGAUUUCGAGCAAAAAACAGAUAAAAUUCGUCCAUGUAUUGUUUGUAGACGUAAUUUUAAUGAUUUAUUAUCAACUGGUUUAUGUUCUGACUGUGAUUAUAAUAAAAAACCUUCUCUUCCACGUCAUAUUGUUACUAUACGAUCUUCACCAAUAAAUAUUUAUCAAACAUUAUAUAAAAACUCUGAUUUUAUUACUCCAUUAUCAUCGUCGCCUAGAAUAAAAGGUCCACUGAGAAUAAAUUGUCAACAUUGUCGCAGUCUAAAUCUAUUAAAUGAUAUUAAAAAUGGAACGAAUAAUUGUUGUUCAAUAUGUAAAGCUACGCUAAAUAUUCCACGUUAA
Molecule: messenger RNA, 2088 nt
Organism: Rotaria sordida
Lineage: Eukaryota; Metazoa; Rotifera; Eurotatoria; Philodinida; Philodinidae
Source: the annotation of a GenBank genome assembly